Molecule: messenger RNA, 1691 nt
Organism: Varanus komodoensis (Komodo dragon)
Lineage: Eukaryota; Metazoa; Chordata; Lepidosauria; Squamata; Varanidae
Gene: PAAF1
Product: proteasomal ATPase associated factor 1
Exons: 12
Coding region: 5-1183 (392 amino acids)
Molecular function (GO): protein binding
Source: RefSeq, a predicted model, not a curated record
CAAGAUGGCGGCGGUGGUGCGGCUGCAGAGCGACUGGGACCAGGUGCUGAGGAAGAAUGAAGAGGAGGCAUGGCUGAGCUGCAGAAUCCCAGGAAAGUCCACUCUGUACGGGACCCUGACAUGCCAGGGGGUGAGCUCAGAUGGAAUUCCUGAAAUCAUCGCAUCUGAAGGCUUUGUUGUCAGUGAAAUAACUAAGAAAAGUCUGCUUGUUUCCUGCCCUCGUGAAAAUGCCUCCACAAAAUUUCUGGCUCCCCACACAACAUUCUGUAGAAUCCAUCCAAAAAGUGUCACUUGCCUUGACAUUUCCAGCGGUGGGGGGCUUGGCGUGUCCACCAGCGCCGACGGGACCAUGAAAAUCUGGCAAGCUGCAAAUGGAGAAAUAAGAAGGUUUUUGGCAGGCCACGUGUAUGAUGUGAACUGCUGCAGGUUCUUCCCCUCCGGCAUCGUGGUCCUGAGCGGGGGGAUGGAUGCCCAGCUCAAAGUCUGGUCGGCAGAGGAUGCCCGCUGCGCUGCAACUUUUCAGGGCCACAGAGCAGGGAUCCUGGACACAGCCGUCGUGGAUCGCGGGAGGAACGUGGUCUCCAGCUCUCGGGAUGGCACCGCCCGCCUCUGGGACUGCGGGAAGUCCGCUUGCCUGGGGGUCGUGGCAGACUGCGGCUCCCCCGUCAACGGCAUCGCUGUGGGAGAAGCUGACAACUCCUUGAACCUGGGCUCGCCUGAAAAAACACCCAGUGAGCGUGAAGUUGGAACCGAGGGGAAACUCCUGCUCCUGGCUCGGGAAGACAAAAAAUUGCAAGGCGUAGGGUUACAAAGCAGGCAGCCGGUGUUUCUCUUUGUUGGCUCUGAUGCAUUUAACUGUUGUGCGUUCCUGUCCAGCAUCUACCUCCUGGGAGGGACGCAAGAUGGGAACAUAUACCAGCUGGAUGUGAGAAAUACCAAGACUCCAGUUAGAAUUGUUCAUAGAUCAGGAGCGCCCGUGUUUUCCUUGUUACCGUACAAAGACGGAUUCAUUGCCAGCCAAGGUGAUGGAAGCUGUUUCAUUAUGCAGCAGGAUCUUGACCAUGUUGUUGAACUCACUGGGCCAGACUGUGACCCGGUAUACAAGGUGGCUGUGUGGGAAAAGCAAAUCUACACGUGUUGCAGGGACAGCAUAGUAAGGAAAUACCAGCUUUCAGACCUCUGACUUGAGUGAAGCUUCAAACGCUGGACUACAAAUGCUGGACAGAUUUCAGGGAUUAAUUUAAAAACACCACUUCGACCGACGCCGUACCAGUGCCGUGUUUCCAGGAUUCUGUGCAGGAGCACGAAUGGGUUGUGCGUGUGUGAGCGACGGGGACCAUGUUGUGAUCCAAGCUGAAGUUUCUUGCCGAGGGGCGUAAGCGGAAGAGUUUUAUGGUAGCUUCUUGCACUCAGCCUCACAGGAAGUUUGUGGGAGUUGUUCCCCUUGUCCAUUUUGUGGCUGUUCCUGAGAGGGGCGAGGAGCUGAAUGGUGUGAGGAAGUCCAGGAUGCAGACUUCAAAAAAGGGAACAUGUUUUACUAGCCUGUGCACUGCCGCUGGAGUGGAUCUGGAAGAUGCGGAAGCCCCGUGUUUUCAUCAUGUGCCUUCCUCACAGAAUUACCUGUUCUGUGGAGGUUCGCCCUGCUCCCCUGCUGUAAGUUUCCAUCUAAAAUAAAGCUGCUUUGAUUUCAA